Molecule: messenger RNA, 425 nt
Organism: Nylanderia fulva
Lineage: Eukaryota; Metazoa; Arthropoda; Insecta; Hymenoptera; Formicidae
Gene: SNRPG
Product: small nuclear ribonucleoprotein G
Biological process (GO): spliceosomal snRNP assembly; mRNA splicing, via spliceosome
Cellular component (GO): precatalytic spliceosome; SMN-Sm protein complex; U4 snRNP
Molecular function (GO): RNA binding
Source: RefSeq, a predicted model, not a curated record
UUUUUCUGAUUCGACACGCUUGUCGAAACAUUUUCUUGUAUAAAUGUAAUCGCGUACUCUCAGUACUAAACAAAGCCGGCAAUAAUAAAAAUAAAUUGAUAUAAACGUGCUUGUAAGUGUAAUCCAAGCAAAUUGUAAAUCAGCUGUCAUCAAAAUGAGCAAAGCACAUCCGCCUGAAUUGAAAAAGUAUAUGGAUAAAAGACUAUCUCUGAAAUUGAACGGAGGUCGACAUGUUAUUGGCAUACUGCGAGGUUUUGAUCCAUUCAUGAAUAUGGUUAUCGAUGAAAGUAUAGAGGAAUGCAAAGAUGGUACCAAAAACAAUAUCGGCAUGGUGGUCAUUCGUGGUAACAGCGUCAUAAUGUUAGAAGCCUUAGAUCGAAUAUGAUUUAUAAAUAUGAUUAUGAUUAUGCUAUUAGAAUUUUUUU